CCUACCUCGUCAUUUCUUAACUUGUUAAGAGCCGUGUACGCAUCGAGUCGGGCAGGCGAGCCCCAGCAAUAGCCAGAUCGUCAAGAAGCCAAGGGAUGAACCUCGUCUCAUCUGUUAACUUUGUCAACGUUAUCCCCUUUUAACCAUAACAACUUUAAAACAUCACAUGGAUUCCAUAGACUAGACCCUGCUAGAAGUAGCAUUGGCGCGAUGCUUAAUGCACCAACACAACGUCAACCAGGCGUUUUAGAGUUUCAUCAUUUUCAUCAUUUUAUAUAAUACCUAAUAGCCGACUCAUCUCCUUAUUCAAUCUUCUCUAUCGUAGGCCACGGGCCUGUCUUCUCUGGGACAUGGCUAUCCUCGGUAUUGAUCUCUCAAGCAGAAAUUCUCGACACUACGCACCCGAAAUUGCUACCAAACCUGCUCUAUAGUACGAUGCUGAUCUCUUUGUGGUUAUUGUACUUAACAGCCACCAUCGUGGCAGGGUCCCCUCUAGCGGAUCAGUAUCCUCUCCGAGAACAGAACGAUGCUACGACUGCUGAUCACAUCUCGAAUGGCCUCUUCGCAUCUCUCGAGCGUCUCUCCCGCCUAGUCGACAUAACUUACUGCGUCGGCACCACUGGCAUCACGCCGCCCUUUUCCUGUGCAUCUCGAUGCAAGGAAUUCCCAACCCUAGACCUUGUCACGACAUGGAACACUGGAGUUUUGAUGAGCGAUAGCUGUGGCUAUAUUGCUAUAGAUCAUGGGACGUCGCCAGGCGGGACUGAUAGCGAGGGCGAUACCGUGGGUAAUAGAAACCAGGGGGCAAUCAUCGUCGCAUUUCGUGGUACCUAUAGUAUAACGAAUACCGUUAUAGACCUAAGCACGAUUCCCCAGGAAUAUGUUCCAUACCCAUCGCCAGAUCAAAGAGGAUCUGAACCACCUGAAGAAUCAAAACAUACUUGCAAGAAUUGCACGGUUCAUAUGGGUUUCUUGGCAUCGUGGAGGAUAGCCCGGACCGUCGUUCUGCCAGCACUUGAACCAUUACACGAACAGCAUCCCGACUACCCGAUUUACCUUGUCGGUCACAGCUUAGGUGGCGCCGUCGCAGCGCUCGCAGCGUUGGAGCUCAAAGUCGUUUCUGGCUGGGAUGACAUCAUCGUGACAACUUUUGGCGAGCCGCGGGUUGGAAACGAUGGAUUCGUCAAAUACCUUGAUUCAGUUUUCGAUCUUGGCGGUAUAGAGAAGCAAUACGAGGCACAAACAUAUCGGCGGGUAACACAUGUGGACGACCCCGUACCGUUGCUUCCACUGUCGGAGUGGGGAUAUAGAUCUCACGCCGGCGAACUUUUCAUUACCAAAUCCGAUUUGCCUCCCGAACCUUCGGAUAUUCAGCCAUGUACAGGGGAUGAGGACUCUCGGUGCAUCGCUGGUUCAGUUGGGGAGCCGCUUAGGACGGUUGGCCAAGCCCUAAUUAAGGAACGAGAACACGAUGCUAUUAUGUGUAUUAGUGGACUCUGGGAUAUUCCUAGCCGGUUCAAAUUGUGGCAAUUGUUCUUUGCGCAUCGAGACUACUUCUGGAGAUUGGGUUUGUGUGUUCCCGGGGGGGAUCCUGUUGAUUGGGGCAGGGACAAGUAUCCUAAUUUCACUACUAGUGGUGAGCUAUGAGUCACAGAUGGGUAACACGCUCUGUUUAAUCCGAGAUGAGGAUCGGGUUUAUUUCUAGCGUCUAAUCUGUUACGGUGAUCGAACAGAAGGAGUCAAAAUUGAUAAUGCGAUCAGGAAAAGAAAUAUUAAUUAAAUUACUUAUGUAAUAUGAAAUAAUGCUUAAUACACGUAUUGACACAUUUAAAGCUCGUAUAUGAAUGUCACUACUAUUCAAUAUAGUCGAACGUUAUAAUUAGAAAUCGUUAAACUAUUUCGUACGCUAUUGAGAAAUUUAAGGGACCAAAUCUUUAAAGCGACCUUUGACUAGUUAGAUGUUGUUGGGUUACCAAGUACGGCAAUGAUCACAAUCUACGGGCCAGGGGCUACAUGCGUACAAUCAGACCUGGAAAGAUAUUCGCAUGUAAUACCUAUUAUGAGGCUACG
Molecule: messenger RNA, 2070 nt
Organism: Daldinia loculata
Lineage: Eukaryota; Fungi; Ascomycota; Sordariomycetes; Xylariales; Hypoxylaceae
Product: alpha/beta-hydrolase
Exons: 1
Coding region: 436-1647 (403 amino acids)
Biological process (GO): lipid metabolic process
Source: RefSeq, a predicted model, not a curated record